Molecule: messenger RNA, 5704 nt
Organism: Xyrauchen texanus (razorback sucker)
Lineage: Eukaryota; Metazoa; Chordata; Actinopteri; Cypriniformes; Catostomidae
Product: anthrax toxin receptor 2-like
Exons: 17
Coding region: 359-1807 (482 amino acids)
Cellular component (GO): membrane
Molecular function (GO): signaling receptor activity
Source: RefSeq, a predicted model, not a curated record
UGCACGCGCAGAAUAACUAAGUGCAUUACCCAAACUCGCUAGCAACGUUUAAAACAGUUAUUACUCUGCGUUUUUGGUAACUGUUUAUUGCCCGCGAAAGUUGGACCGAACUGCUGGGUUGUUUUAUGGGUGGCGUAAAACGGAUGAAGAAAUCAGAUUUAGUGACGUUGCAUGUCCUCUGUUUCACAGCAGGAAGGAAUUGAGCUCUUCUGCAAAGCUAUAAAUUGGACCAUGUUGCGCCAGACCGGCCAAUACUUUUCUAUUGUUCUCUACUUGGUAUUGUUUUUGUUUCACAUCAUUUAAGAAAUCAGUUUUAUGCCCAAUCGUAUGCGUCUGUUGCCAUAACUAACUCACCGUCAUGACACAGAAAAGUAUCGUCGCAAAGAAACACUGGACGGUGGCAACAGCGGCGGUUCUUUUCUUCUUUUGCAUUUCAUCUUUUAAUGCAGAACAUCCAUCUUGUCAUGGAGCUUACGACCUUUACUUUGUUCUGGACCGAUCCGGUAGUGUUUCGACUGACUGGUGUCAGAUCUAUGACUUCGUCAAAAAUCUUACAGACAGAUUUGUGAGUCCAAACAUGAGAGUAUCCUUCAUAGUGUUUUCAGCCAGCGCAGAGUGUUUGUUACAACUUACUGGAGACAGAGCAAAAAUUAAAGAUGGCCUGAGGAUCUUAAGUGAGGUCAAACCAACAGGUGAAACCUACAUGCAUGAAGGAAUGAAAAUGGCAACUGAACAAAUAAAAGUACAGGUAAAAAAAUCCUCUAGUAUCAUUGUGGCCUUGACUGAUGGAAAGCUUGAACCAUAUAUCCAUGAACUUACUAAGGAGCAGGCUGAUAUUGCAAGGAAGUAUGGGGCUCGUGUGUAUUGUGUUGGCGUUAAAGAUUUUGACGAAGAACAGCUUGCUGAUAUUGCUGAUACCAGAGAGCAAGUGUUCCCAGUCAAAGGAGGCUUUCAAGCUCUCAAAGGCAUCGUUAACUCGAUCCUCAAGCAGUCAUGCACGGAGAUCCUCACGGUGGAGCCAUCCAGCGUCUGCGUGAACCAGUCUUUUGACAUUGUUUUGAGGGGGAGCGGAUUUACAAUGGGAAGACAAGGAGGAGUUCUCUGCAGUUUCAAUGUGAAUGGGGUUUUUUACAAUGAAAAGCCAAGCAAGGUGAAGAAUGACUAUGUCCUGUGUUCUGCUCCUGUGCUGUAUUCAUUGGGACAACAAAUUGAGGUUCUGAUCAGUCUGAAUAAUGGCACAUCGUAUAUUACCAGUGCUUUCACCAUCACUGCCUCUUCGUGUUCGGACGGCACAGUGGUGGUCAUCGUGAUCUUGGUGCUAUUGCUCCUGUUGGCUUUGGCUCUGAUGUGGUGGUUCUGGCCUCUCUUCUGCACAAUCGUUAUUAAAGAUCCACCCCCUCAAAGACCUCCUCCACCACCACCUAUGUCAGAGCCAGACCCUGUACCCAAGCAGAAGUGGCCAACUGUGGAUGCAUCUUACUAUGGGGGAAGAGGAGCUGGUGGAAUCAAACGCAUGGAGGUUCGUUGGGGAGAGAAAGGGUCCACAGAGGAAGGUGCAAGACUAGAGAAGGCCAAGAAUGCAGUGGUGUCUGUACCAGAGGAGGCAGAAGAAUCCAUGAUCAAAAAGCCAACCCCAUCUUCACCCACAUACCAUCAGUAUGAAUCCAAAUGGUAUACUCCUAUCAGGGGCCGCCUUGAGGCAUUGUGGGCUCUUCUGCGGCAGCAAUAUGACAGAGUAUCACUCAUGCGUCCCACUACAGCAGACCAAGGACGGUGUAUACAUUUCAGCCGGGUGCAGCAUCAAUAGACGAGAGUCUCCAGUCUAUGAAAUACUUGGACUUCCAAUCAUAUCAGAUGGGACAACAGAAAAAAAUUAUCCUGUACUUUGGGGUAUCUUGGUUCAGUGCACAAGGGAAACCCAUUUUGCUUAUAAUUAUUGGCUUUCUAAAACUUAAAUGAGUAUAAUAUUUUAUUGCUCAAGCUACUGAAUGGCAAGUGGAUGACAAAAUACAUAAAAAAAAUGUCUGAUUGAUUUGCUUUAUGCACAGCAUAGGCCUUGUCAUAUUCUGACCAUAUUGUGCCUUCUGUAGAAAAAAUCUUAUGGACACAGAUGGAGGCUAUUUAAAAAAAAUCAGAAUGAGAUGAGGCUCUUUGCCGUUGGCUGGGAAGUGGAACUAAUCCCAGUAGGCUCACAGAGUGCAGGAGUACUCUGCCUCUUGGCAAUGUCUCUUCACAAAAAUCUCUCCAAGCCCACUAUCAUCGGAUGCCUAGCGGGGCUUCUUUGACUGGAGAUCUUGUCAUUUUAACACUGAGAAGUGCACACGCAUGACAAAUUUUAGACAUAACGCCCUAAGGUAUUGAACGCAGUAAGAUUUGCCCUUUAGUUUGUAAAGACACCUUUCUAUCAGUGGGAGAACAGCACAGAGAAUUAAUAGAGCAUUAUUGCACCGCAAGACACCCUGUGACCAAAGUGCUCCGGCAAGGUUUUGAGGGACAGAUUUCCCUCUGGUGGUUGAUGCUUCCUCUUCACUUAUUUGACAGUCUGUUCUGUGCUCACUACCACAUAAACCUUCCCAAUUCAUAAACAUGCCUAUCAUUUAAAGGUUUUAAGAAAUACAUACAGCUGUCUGCUCAAUGUAUUAAGCACUAAACCUCACUGAAUUUCACCCAGAUGCAGAGGAAUAUCAAAGUUUCAUUGAACUAACUAAAGGCAACUACAAUCAGCAGCCUCAGAGGUUUUUUUAUGAGGUUCAUCUUUGAAUGACCUUUUUACUAGACUUGCCUCAAAAAUAAUUAAACAGAUUCUCUGCUUUGAUAACAUAAAGCCCUCAUCCAAUAGACUCGAAAGAUCAAACCGAAAGGGGCGACGAACGGAUAAGUAUUGUUCAUUUCCAGAAAUUAUCCACAUUACACUCCCCCUCUCCACUUGCACACAGAAAAGCAAUAUAUAUAUAUAUUUGUACAUUUCUUCAAAUCACUGUCAUGACGACGAUCGCAAAUGAUGUCAGUGUCAGUGGAAACACUUUGGGGGAGGAAGGGAGCGGCAGCUGAAUAAAAAGGCUCGAACGAUCCAGUCACUUUCGAUACGCUACUUCAGAUGCAAAAUGGAUAUUCAAGUCGAAAUCUGACAAAGUGUGCCGGCUUUGACGGGAAGUGGUAUAGACAAUGACCAGUGGCUGGGUCAGUGGGAUGUCUUGGUGCAAGCAGGGUAGCUUAUCAAAUGACACUUAAAAUAAGUUCAACAACCAUCAAGUUUGAGGGGGGAUCAGAAUAGGGUGCGGUGUCUCACAUUUGGUGGGCAUGCAAGUGUGCAAGAUGGCAGGACCAUUGAAAAAAAAGCCCCUGUUUCAUUAUUUCUUUUUUGCUCUCAUCAUAAUUGUAGGGACAUUCAUUGUACUUAUUUUCACCCCAGCACACCCCUCCCCCAAAAUGAAAGAACAAUAUACAUAUUUAGAAAAGUUUAAACAUUGUAAUCAUUCUUUGAGUGGCACUUACUUAAAUUACAGUCACCUUCUGUCCAAGAAGUUCAAUGGCAUUGCACUUCAUGGACAGCUAGGUGAGUGUAAUGUUCAGUAUUUUUUAUGUAUUUACUUUUAUAUGUCAGAGAUCACAGGAUGUCUGUUAACUGUUAUUAACAUUUUAAUUAGGUAUUUACAUUUUUGUUGCAACCUGGCUCACUAUCGUUACCAGCAUCUUGCAUAACUAUUUUUCCACCUCACCCAACAUCUGCUUUUCCUUCUCUUUAUUAUUAUUAUUGAGUUUGCUUGUUUUGUUUACUAUUCUUUUCCAGUUUUUGCAGUGUUAUGUUAAUAUGUUUAGUAUGAUUGUGGUAAAUAUAAGGUUUGUGUGUGUAUGUUUAUGUAUGUGUGUGUGUGUGUGUGUGUGGGGGGGGGGGUAAGGUUUGUAAGGUUUGCAUGUUGUACGAGGACAAUUUCUUAGGUUACAAACUGGUAAUUACAAGGGUAUUAUGCUAUAAGUGUGGUCUAUGAAGACAUUUCUAGUGUCCCCAUAAUUCAAAUCACUUAAAAACAUACUAAAUUAUGUUUUUUUUGGGGGGGGAAAUAAAAAAAUGCAGAAAGUUUUUUGUGAGGGUUAGGGGUAGGGGUAGGUUUAUGGGAUAGAAUCUAUAUUUCAUACUGUAUAAAAAUCAUUAUGUCUAUGGAGAGUUCUCAUAAGGAUAGCCGCACCAAUGUGUGUGUGUGUGUGUGUGUGUGUGUGUGUGUUGUGUGUGUGUGAGUGAGUGAGAGAAAGAGAGUGAGAGAGAGAGUGUUGGUAGAACUUUACAAUAAGGUUCCAUUUGUUAACCUUAGUUAAAGCAUAACUGUGUGCUUUUUAUAUGUUUUGGGCGCAUUAAUGUGUGUUGAGGAGAACUUGAGAGCUGAGGUUGAUGUGGACAAUAUUGGGUUUAUGCUUUGUCAUUUUGAAUAAAGAGCACCAGCUACACAAAUAGUAUUAGUAAUUUAUGUAAAAUAUGUUAUGAUUGAUUGCACCCAUUUCAGCUUUGAAAAUGAGAACAUUAUAAAGUAUUGAUGUAGAUUUUGGAUAGAAAAAAACAAGUUUUUGAAAAACUGAAUGUUUACAACUGUGCACUAUUUUUUGUAUAUUUAAAACAAAGUAAUAUGUACUACAUACAGUGAUAAUUUCUUAUGUAUUUAAAGCUACACUAUGUAACUUAAAAAAAUAUAUAUAUAUUAAUGAGAGAGUGCAACAAAAAUCCAUCUUCCAAACCUUGUCUUUACCAAAUACACUUUGAUAAACCUAAACUAAUGAUUUAUAUUUUAGAGCUGUCGGGACAGAUUUUGCAGGAAAUUGCAUACAUACUGUACGUCAUUCACUCGUCCACUUUCAUGUCAUAUCCAUACACAGUGAAAAUAAGAUCCGGCUACUGUAGUGCAUGUGUGGGAGUAGCUGAAGCCCAAAGUUUGUUGUCACAACUAACAAGAAAAAUUACCAUGAAUCAUUAAAAACAGCAAACCUCCGGGGAAUCACCUGUUGUAAAUAAAAAGAAACCCCAAACAGAGCAAGAUGACAGGACCAUUGACAAAAAUAAUCCCUGGGAAGAGACAGAGUCCGUAAUAAAACCAAAAUCAAUAUCGGCUUGACUUUUCAAAGGUGGCGACAACUGAGAUCUGAAAGGAUUUAAAAGCAAGAGAGAUUGCUUUUUUCUUACUCAACAGGUAAGAUAUUUUAUUGAUAUGGUUUAUGUAUAAUUGUGUAAUCACACACAACACACAUCUGUGUGUGGGUGUGUGUGUGUAGUGAAAUACAAUAAAUAUAAUAGGUGCGUACAUUUUCACUUGCUAGCACACCUGUGUAUUUUCUUUAUAAUGGCAUUAAUUUAUAUAAAUCAAACCUUUAGUCAUAGGCUUGCCAAGGACAUGUGAGUCUUGAAAUGAUGUUGACCGCUGGUUGGUAACCAUGACAAUCUAUAAAUUAGUUCCUACUGUGGUCUAUUUGGCCAGAAUAUCCUGCAGUUAUAAAAACUUUACAACGUUUGACAUUAUCAGACUAGUAAUCGUUAUAUGUAAUGUUAACGUAAUUUAUUUUAAAACAUUAAUCUUUUCAAUAAGUCAAAAGAGAUAUGGCACGUACCUGCCUCAGAUCACAUGUUUUACUUUCAUAAUUUAUUUGUCCAAACACUCUGAUAAGAUGUCCUGUAUCCAUGUGUGCACCGGUGCCUCGAACCACAUUUAUGCUUGCAGAG